This is a messenger RNA of Hippocampus comes (tiger tail seahorse), 1270 nucleotides long. It is a transcript of the gene lrmda, whose product is annotated as leucine rich melanocyte differentiation associated. The transcript has 7 exons. NCBI's taxonomy places the organism in Eukaryota, Metazoa, Chordata, Actinopteri, Syngnathiformes, Syngnathidae. The record is from RefSeq and is a predicted model, not a curated record. Gene Ontology annotation, molecular function: protein binding. Gene Ontology annotation, biological process: melanocyte differentiation. The coding region runs from base 435 to 1136 and encodes 233 amino acids.
CAAUACACGACUUAGCAGUGCACUACUUUGAGUUGAGUGGACACGAAGUUGACUGAACGGUCUCUUUGUGCGCCCCCCAGCACUGUGGAGCGUCGUGUGAUAAUAACAAAACAGGCGUCUCAAUGUGCGGCGCGAAGCAUUCUAUAAAUCGGGCAGCCAGCAAGCCUCCCACCGCCAGCCAGCCUGCGUAGGACAUUUCCGCACACGCAGGUCAGCUGAUCAAGACACGCGGAAAGCACCAACUAACUGAACUCGGCAAAAAAAAAAAGUCACCGCACACAGUCCGCAUUAACUUUUAGUCGCAUCACGGACCCACAACACACGAUUGGCAGCCUUGUCCGGCGUGAACGGAUCUUCGCAUUUAUCAUUAGACUGACUGACAGAGAGAGCGAGAGUAACACGCGGCUGCUGGACUGUCAUUCCGACUAGAGGUGAUGGCGUGCAGGGAGUCGCCGGUGGCUUUGAAUGGAACUCAUAUUUCCUACAUUGGACACGAUUGUAAGGACAUCCCAGACUUCCUUGGGGCCUCUUUUGGAGAUUUUGCAAGAAGGCUGGACUUGAGCUUCAAUCAGCUCAGGUCCCUGGCAGGCCUCAAAACGUUCACUGAGCUGGAAGAGCUGGUCGUCGACAACAAUCUGCUUGGGAAUGACCUCCGGUUGCCCAGGUUACCGAACCUGCACACCUUGACGCUCAAUAAGAACAAACUGACUGAUAUUGAGGCCCUGCUGGAGCACUUGGCUGACGUGACCCCGUCGCUGGAGUACCUCAGUUUGCUGGGCAAUGAGGCCUGCCCCAACCAGCUGGUCAGCCUGGAUAAAGAUGAGGAUGACUACCAGAGAUACAGGUAUUUUGUUCUGCACAAACUGCCGCAGCUGAAGUUUCUGGACACCAGGAAAGUUACCAGAAAAGAAGCGAUAGAGGCCCAGGCGAGAGGAGCAUUCAUGAAGGUGGUCAAGCCCAAAUCGGAUGGCCCGCCGAACGAAGCUGGAUUUGAGAACCGCCCUCUGCCCUACACUCCCCUACCCCGAGGAUCCAGAGAUGCUUCAAACCACAAAGGUGUCUUCACCAAAUGCCGCUACAUCUACUACGGCAAGCAGUCCGAAGGCAACAGAUUCAUCCAAAACGACCAACUUUGAUGGCGCUGCCGCGUCCGGGAACACGUGGGACAUUGGAGAACAUGGCUGAUAAGGCACGGGAAAGAGAAAUAAUGUCAUUAUUUCUGUUGCUGGUCCCUCUCUGUGGAAUGACCUUCCACUGAACAUUCGGCAAG